AUGAAGACUGACAUUGUGAUCACUGAUAUUUGUAUGCCUGACAUGGAUGGAUUUAGGCUUUUGGAGAUUAUUGAUCUCGAAAUGGACAUUCCAUUAAUAAUGAUGUCUGCAUAUGAUAGAAUAGACAACAUAAUGAGGAGUGUGAAGCAUGGAGUUCGAGAUUACUUGGUGAAGCCUGUUGAAAUGAAGGAGCUCAAAAAUAAAUGGCAGCAAGUCAUCAGGAAAACCAUAUUUGAUCUUAACAAAUUACACCCUACGAGUGCAGAAUUGGUUGGAAACUCAUUGCCUCCGAAUAAACGCAGGGACAAGCUUAUUGAGCAGGAAGAUGAAACAAAUAUUUUAUCCCAUUGGGAAUCAUCUGCUCAUAAGAAAUCAAGGGUUACUUGGACAGCAGAUCUGCACAAAAAGUUUGUUGAUGCUCUUCAACAACUGGAAGUAAAUAAAGUAUUUUCCAAGAAAAUGCUUGAAAUUAUGAAUGAACCGGAGCUUAGUAGAGGAAAUAUAGCUAGCCACCUGCAGAAGUAUAGGAUUCUCCUAAAUAAGCAACAAGCUCGAAGAAGCCAAGAGAGAGAUAAGAAUACGGGUACAAACAGAACAUUUGGACAUUUGCAUAAUGGUUCAAGUAUUGCACUUUCUGAUACACAAGGACUUCCUGUGAUAAAUAACUAUGGUUCUGAUCCUGGAUCCAGUCACGCAGCCAGCAAGACCUUAUGCCCCGAACAAAAUUUCCUACCUUCCCCAAUGUCAUAUCAAACACCGCCAACCAUGCCAAUUUCUGUGCUUGGUAAUGUCCCCCAAAGUCCAAUAUGCUUAGCAAAUCCUCAUCCUCAGCCUGAAUCCAACGGGAUGAAGUUCCAAGAAAUUAGUCAAAGAAGACAGAUGGCUAAUCACUCGGAAAUGUCUUCUCAUAUGUCAAAGUUUGAAGCUAGCCAAUCUGGUCCAAGUAGUAGUCCUCCAAGUUCCGCCUUCGCUGAAGUUGUCUUUGAGGCAUAUUGUUGUCCUCCGGCUGCCUUCAACCUUAUCGGUAUUGACUACCAAAUGCUUGGAGAUGCUACAACAGAAAUGCUUCCAAUUUCUCAGCCUGCAGAUUCUCUAGUUGGGCCACUGCAAGCCUCCUCACCUGGACACCGUGAGGAGAAAAGUUUGGAGACGUCCAAUGGACGAGGCGGAUUGGACUUGUGCAAGCAAACUACUGGGUUUUCAUGUGACAUUCAAGGUUCAACCAUAGAUGACUCCAUGGGAAAUGACCAGAUGAUGUUUUUGCCCCUUCUAGAUAAUCACAACAGUUACAGUUCCCCUGAUGAUGACAUUAGUAUUAUGGUAAAACAGAUCGCGAAAAUGGUAUCUUGA
This is a messenger RNA of Ilex paraguariensis (yerba mate), 1350 nucleotides long. The record is from the annotation of a GenBank genome assembly. NCBI's taxonomy places the organism in Eukaryota, Viridiplantae, Streptophyta, Magnoliopsida, Aquifoliales, Aquifoliaceae.